CUCUGUCUUCUCUCGUUAGUCGUUGCUAAUCACCUCAGAGUUUCUCAUUGUUCAUUAACAGCUGACGUUGUUUUUUUUCUCUCUAUCGCUCACAUACACACAUAUAUCGUGUAUAUACACACACAAACCACAAACGCGUAUAAAUUCUCCCUUGUCGAUCUCUCUUGUAAGUUGCAAAUCCGAAACAAUCAGCAAUGGGUUACGAAAACGAUCCGUACCGCGACGAAGAUGGAGAACCAUUGAUGGACUUCGAUGACGACGUCCAAUCCGACCAGGAGCUCCAGGGAGGCGACCCUAAUCUUCUCGAUGACAAUCUUGAUGAUGAAGACGACGACGCUUGGCGUCGGCGAGAGAGGUCACCGACGCCAGUUUACAACGACACCGAUUCGAAAGCGAAGCCUCGCAAACGGCUCAUCAAGAAGAGCGCCGCCGUAGAGAGCACUCCUGAUUUUGGUAUCGACGAUGAUGAGGCGACGGCGAUUGUUGGUGGUGAUUCGGAUGAUGAUAGGUGGUCGUCUGAGGGCGGUAAGAGGAAGAAGUUUUCCAAAGAUGGGGUUGGAAGUGGUAGUAAGAAGAAGGAUAAGAAGUUGAAGCUUGACAAGGCUGGAUCGAAAUUCAAGUUGAAGAAGAGUACUGGGUAUUCUGGAGGGCGAUCGAAGGAUCACGACGGUGAUCCAGAGGUGAAGGAGAUGUGGGACACGAUUGCUGGGGGCGAUUCUGAGGACGAUCAUGACGGUGUUAGGACUGUUGAUGAUGAUAACUUCAUAGAUGACACUGGUGUGGAUCCUGCUGAUCAGUAUGAUAAUGAACCGCAUUCUCCUGGUGAUGCUCCUCAGGCUGAAGAGGAUGAGGAAAUCACAGAGCUCUUCAAGAUGGGCAAGAAAAAGAAGAAAAGUGAGAAAAGUGCUGCAGAAAUUGCAUUGCUAGUUGAAAAUGUCAUGGCUGAGCUUGAAGUUGUGGCAGAAGAAGAUGCAGAACUGAAUAGACAGUCAAGACCUGCCAUAAAUAAACUGAAAAAGCUGCCUCUCCUUACAGAAGUCCUCUCAAAAAAACAACUUCAGCAAGAAUUCUUAGAUCAUGGAGUAUUAACUCUUUUAAAGAAUUGGCUCGAGCCCCUGCCAGAUGGAAGCUUACCUAAUAUAAACAUCCGUGCUGCAGUAUUAAGGAUCUUGACUGAUUUUCCAAUUGAUUUAGAGCAGUAUGAUAGAAGAGAACAAUUGAAGAAGAGUGGUCUUGGGAAGGUUAUUAUGUUUUUGUCGAAGUCUGAUGAGGAGACCACAUCCAACAGAAAACUUGCCAAGGAUUUGGUUGAUAAAUGGAGUCGACCAAUAUUCAAUAAGAGCACAAGGUUUGAGGACAUGAGAAACUUUGAUGAUGAGAGGGUUCCUUUUAGGAGGCCAUCUGUGAAAAAGCCAAUGAACAAAGCUGCAGGAAUGGAAUCCAGAGAUGAUGAUCUUGAUUUGGCUGAAUUCUCACAAGGAUCAAAGUCUGGCCAGUCAUCUUCCAGGCAACAUGCAUCGAGGCCUGAAGCAAUGCCAUUGGAUUUCUUGGUGCGCCCCCAAUCAAAGAUUGAUCCAGAUGAAAUUAGGGCUCGAGCUAAACAAGUUGUGCAAGAUCAACGUCGUUUGAAGAUGAACAAGAAAUUGCAACAGUUGAAAGCACCAAAGAAGAAGCAGCUUCAAGCUACAAAACUCAGUGUCGAGGGUCGUGGCAUGGUCAAGUAUUUAUAGUCAUUUCCAUUCAAUGACCGAGUUUGAAGAGCCCAUCUUAUGGGCUUAUAGUUUGUACUGCUAUUGCACCGGGCUGAAGAACGAGAUUAUCACUAGACUGCGUUGUCCGAAGAUUCUAGGAUGAACGGGCAGGUUGGGCGAUGUUGUUGCUUCGAGAGUUGGUGCCCUGGAGGUUAGGUGGCUAUGUUUCUAUAUGUAAUUCAACAAUUUCAGUAUGUUAUGAAUAUCUAACCUCCAGAUGAUGCUGAUAUUUCCAUAUCAAGUGUAACAAUUUUUUUUUUUAAUAAGAGUGAAGUAGCUUUGUUUCUGAA
Molecule: messenger RNA, 2041 nt
Organism: Cornus florida
Lineage: Eukaryota; Viridiplantae; Streptophyta; Magnoliopsida; Cornales; Cornaceae
Product: protein IWS1 homolog 1
Exons: 11
Coding region: 195-1730 (511 amino acids)
Biological process (GO): regulation of DNA-templated transcription elongation; brassinosteroid mediated signaling pathway
Source: RefSeq, a predicted model, not a curated record